Nematolebias whitei (Rio pearlfish) is the source of this 2731-nucleotide messenger RNA. It is a transcript of the gene phldb3, whose product is annotated as pleckstrin homology-like domain, family B, member 3. The transcript has 15 exons. The coding region runs from base 318 to 2159 and encodes 613 amino acids. NCBI's taxonomy places the organism in Eukaryota, Metazoa, Chordata, Actinopteri, Cyprinodontiformes, Rivulidae. The record is from RefSeq and is a predicted model, not a curated record.
UGUUCGGCUGUAUCCGCCUCUGUCGUCACCAUCCUGCGCGUGACUCCAGCUCAGCCUCACCUGUCUCACUCCGAGUGGACUUCAGUCAAACCAGGAGCUCGUAAAAACAGAGCAGCUGCUGUCGGCUUCUCGACCUCCAGCUGGGAGUCAGAGCAGGUCGAGUCUGAAAGUGAAACAGCUUAAAAAAAAAAAAAAAAGAAGUUCGCUUCAGUCGCUACUUUGUUCCUCUUUGAUCCCGCCGGCUUCACCUUUCUGUUGGCUGCACGCGGACACAACCAUCGUGUUUUAAAUGGGAGCGCGCUGUCCAGUCUUUAGAAAUGCCCCAACAUAACAUGGAAAACUCAAGGAGCCAGUGGCAGCAGGGUUUGCGGCCGCCGUGGAUCAGCAGAGUGGCUGGAGGUCAGAGUCCCACCUCCUCAGGGGCAGAGUCUGACACCGAGAGCAGCAGCACCGAGAGCGAGAAGCCAUGUGUGAAAAAGCUCGAGGUGGGCUCCCUGAGGGUCCCACCGUUGCCUUUAGUGGUCCAACAUCGCAUCACGGAGAUCAACCAACAAAAGGAAGAGCUGAAGAUUGAGCUGCAGCUGGAGGUCGCCUUGCUGCAAGGAGAGCUGCAGACGGAGAAGCAGCAGCUGCAGCGACACACGCAGAAGCUGCUGGGUCUGCAGCAGCAGAACAGACGGCGAGAGAAGCACAAGCACGCUGACAGGCUCAAGGAGCGAGAGCGUCUGGAGGAGGAGAGGCGCAGGGUGGAGGAGCUGAAGAGGAGCUAUGAGGAGAAAGAGAAACUGAUCCCCAGUCAGUCUGAAAGUCAAAGAGAGCAGCUCAGACUGCAGCUGCAGCAGGAGAGGGAAGUGAUGGAGGCUGCUGUUCGGGCUUUUGAAGAUUGGGAGUUUCGUGUUCUGGAACAAGAGAGCGGCUUGGACGAGGAAGACAAUGGCACGUUGGAGAAAACGAAGCAGAGGGAGAGUGAAGGGGAGAUGGAGAAGGAAAUCUCAUGUCAGCAGCAUGCAGUCAACACAGCACAGGAACGAGUCCAGCAGUUGGAGAGACAGCUGAGAGAGAUGGAGAAGGAGAAGGAGGUGGAGCUGAACGCCCUGAGGAACGAGAAGAGAGAACUCAUCCACACAACUCAAAUGGUUCUCAAGGAGAAGAAGCCGCUCACUGAUUGGUCAAACAUCACCGGCUCGGCUCCAUGCAUGAUGUCACUUUCUCCUCUGACUGUUCACAAGCCUCCACAGGAACCAAUCAAAGACGCUGUCAGUUUACCCAGACGAAAGAGCUCGCAUCGCAACAACAGACUCAGCGACAGGCCGCUUUCAGUACAGGGAUUAGUGAGAUCACUUCCAGACAGUCAGAUCCCAGAAGUUUACGUCUCCCCAGUCUCAUCCCAUAGACUCGGCAAUGGGCAUAGUAACGGCCUCAGACCUGUGUCCGCUAACGGUGGCACUCUUCUCACGCCAUGCAACAGUGCAACAAGCUCUCGUGCUGCCAGCCCGUGCCUCUUAGAUCUCGUAGAGAUUGAGAAGAAACUGAGAGAAGCCAAGGCAGAAAGAGAGAGGCUACUCCAGGAGCGGGAAGAGCGACGACGGUUGUUGCUGUUGGAAGAGAGGAGUCAAAGAGAACUUGACUCCACCAAAGAAGAACCACCUGAACCAGAAAACCAGCUCAAGCCAGAGCCUGAAGCAAAUGAAUCAUCAAGGGUCAUUUCUUCACCUCAUUCCUCUGAGCAGCGAAGCCUGCCCCUCUUCCUCUCUCCAAACUUUGACCUUCGGGCCCAUGUGGAGUCUCUGGGUCACGGUGUUGCCAGCUGUACUGACCUGCGCAUGACACCUCGACGCUGCGCGGGCUUCCUGACAAAACGAGGGGGGAGGGUGAAGACCUGGAAGAAGAGAUGGUUUCUGUUUGACACAGAUCACAGACGACUCGCCUACUAUACAGACUGUGACGAGAGGAAGCUAAAAGGAGUCAUUUACUUCCAGGCAAUCGAAGAAGUUUAUUUUGACCAUCUACGUACAGCCACCUCUUCUCCGCGGCCCAGCCUAACGUUCUGCGUGAAGACUUACGACCGCCUGUUCUUUCUGGUGGCGUCCAACGCUGUGUCCAUGCGGAUCUGGAUGGACGUCAUUGUCACGGCAACAGACGAGUACAGUCGUUACUGACUGUAUGUGACUGUUAAAGAAAGAGAGAAGCUCCUGGACGUACAGUACUGUGGGUUAUUUUCUCUCUUCCAUGUCUGAAAAGCUGCUUUGACCUGAGAUCUGCUUGAAAAGGCUCGUUCUGGACCUGAACUCAUAAAACUGAAUGGUCAUGUGAGAGUGAAGGAGUUGGAGGUACCUGGCAGAUGUGUUUGAACACACUGGAGGAAGCUGUUACUGACAGAAUGAUGGCAGCUCAGAGGUUCAUCUGCUGCAGAGCAGAAGGUGAAGCUCUCCAUGGCUUAGUCACUGUUACUCAGCAUCUUGCACACACGAGUCUGUUGCAGAAAGGUUGUGCUCUGAGCUGGAGCGCCCCCUGCUGGCUACAGUCCAGCAUUACAGGACCACUGAACAUUACACUACAGUACACUGAAGGACAAAACACCACGGCUGAGGUGGCCACAAGAGCACCAGCAUGAUGUGAUGGAGUCUAAACACUUUAUUUGGACUGUCAGUUGGGUAUUUGGGGUUAAAUAUUUUUAUAUAGUGUUAUAAGUUCCCAUCAUUAUGUCCUCAUCCUGCCUCUGGAUUUCUGA